Messenger RNA from Sclerotinia sclerotiorum 1980 UF-70, 708 nucleotides. RefSeq lists its product as hypothetical. Gene Ontology annotation, biological process: DNA replication; double-strand break repair via break-induced replication. Lineage: Eukaryota; Fungi; Ascomycota; Leotiomycetes; Helotiales; Sclerotiniaceae. The record is from RefSeq and is a predicted model, not a curated record. Bases 1 to 708 code for a protein of 235 amino acids. The transcript has 2 exons. Gene Ontology annotation, cellular component: nucleus; GINS complex.
AUGGCUCUACCAAUUUCUCCGGGAUUAACGCCAAUGGAAGUUGCAUUUCUAUGUGAGAGGGGAAUGGGUACAGUCGUCCCUCGACAAAGACUUGAGAGUCUCGAUUUAUUAGGUGGCAAGACACCUUCUCUAAGACCACCGCAUCGUGCACCUUUACCUCUAUGGCUCGCUCUGUUACUCAAACGACAACGUCGCGCGAAUAUCCUACCACCUCCAUGGCUUCAUCCCCAAUCUCUCGAUAGAAUCCUCAAAAUGGAAACUGAUAAUCCCGAAGGCUUUUCCCCUCCUCCUUCUCUAGAUCCUCGCACACCAUCCACAGUAUCUCCCCCAUUCCUUCCUUCGAAUACGGCAGAUUCUUCACCAGAUUGUUUACCAUACCAUUGGAUUGAUAUGGGCGAAAUAUUACUAGAAGCUGCGAGUGAUGAUAUACAGGAUCCGGAUAAGGUUCGAGAACUACUUAGAGACUUGAGGGAAGUGAGAAUGGCGAAAAUGAGGAGCAGUACGCUGGCGGUCGAAGGAGGCGGCUUGACUAGUCUACAAGGUGUUGGUGCAAUGGAGGUUAGUGAAGGACGAGGUUUCAUUACAGGGGUUAUGGAUGGGCUACGAAAAUUAGGAGCUUCUAGAGAAGUUUCUAGGAGGGAAAAGGAACAAGAAGGUGCUGAGAGCGGAGGUGAUGGUAAUAGUGAGGAUGAAGAUAUGGAGUUAUGA